Molecule: messenger RNA, 2638 nt
Organism: Bombyx mori (domestic silkworm)
Lineage: Eukaryota; Metazoa; Arthropoda; Insecta; Lepidoptera; Bombycidae
Exons: 3
Coding region: 880-1569 (229 amino acids)
Source: RefSeq, a predicted model, not a curated record
AAUGUACUUUUGUCAGUUUUUCAAUGUUUUUUAUUGAUGAUCACUUUAUUGGUGCAACUAAAUAAAUAAAUUAAUUAUAACCAAGGAGUGCCAGCCCUAGCAAAUUUCUCUAUUAACACUAAUUUCGUCCCCAAUAACCGCAAUUACGGGGUAAAUAGGGAUAGCACCUAUUUUUGCUUUUUUUGCUUAAACUGGAAUGCUAAUUGCAUAGCUUUAAAUUAGUUAACAAAGAUACCCCCAAGACUCAAUCAUUUUGAUCCUGAUAUAGCAUUUUAAACAUCAACAACUACCUUAAAAUUGUUCAUCAAGUUGGAAUUUGUCCAUAAUCACCCCGUUAUACCGGUAUAUAUUCAUGUUUCAUUUUAUGUACGCACCGAAAUACUGUUAUAUUGUUUUCCUGCGAGUUACAAUGCUGAGUAAGAACGAGAUCGAUAUAUGUUUGUGUGUGCCUUCAAGAUGGGUGCUAUUUGUAUAAGCAAUCGUACAAUAAUACACCAGGUGGACUGUGACCUCGUCCACACAUCUAAGCAAUAAAAAUAAAUAAAAAAACUUGUAGAACAAUAUGUCGUGUCCCUACUAUAUAAGUCUAUGGAUAUUCAGAAGUAUCUAUUAAAUUAACAAUAUUUCAUAUUUCUGUAGAAAAUAAAGGUUUUCAUGCAAUAAAAUGAAAUUUUAAUUUUAAUUUUCUAUUUCGCGCUAAAAUGCUGUUCAGUGUCAUGGCCAUAGGUUAUACACUUAAGUCAUGGCGUCUGUCAAUACGUCACGGCUCAGUAAACUUCAGUAUGUCAUUUUAUAGCAAACAUUAAAUGCUUGUUUAUUAAAUCAAGUUAUUUUGCAUAGAUUAUACACUUAAUAUAUUCGUUAUUUUGCUUAUCAAAUAUGCAUUCAAAAGUGUAUAAGUGCUGCGUGGUCCCUCGGUGCACUAAUACAUCUAUAAAAACCCCGAAAAAGUUAUUUAUUUACGUCCCAAAUAACAAAACAAUGAGAUAUAAAUGGUUGACUCUUGCACGGCGAGAUCCAACAGGUUUAAGUCUAAAUUCUUCAAUUUAUUUCUGUGAAGAUCAUUUUGAUUUACCACAUGAUAUGGACAAUUAUAUGGAAUAUCAUGUAAUGGGUUCGGUGUCGCAGGUCCGCAUGAAACCAGGCUGUAUUCCCACAAAAUUUGAAUGCCAGAUAGUUAAAAGAAAACGAACAGCUAAUGCGAAAGAACGACCGUACAAUGUCAAGAAAUUAAGACGGGCACUAAUUAAAGAAUUUGAAAUAAAAUUGGAGAAGAAAAGCAUUACUAAAAAACAUUUAGAGCUUGGAGAACCUUCAUCCAGCGGUUCAGUUUUGCAUGACAACAUAGAAGAAGAUUUACCAGAAAACUUUGCCUCGAGAACUACUGAUAGGUCUAUUCAAGUAUUUAUUACUCACAAGUUCAGAAGUAAAGCCGUUCAAACAGAAAAUAAAUUAAUAAAUCAGAUGACAUCACCCUUGAAACCUAAUACCCAUUCUGUUUUUUCAUCACCAUUUAAAGUUACAAGAGGCAAUUUCACGUCGCCAUGGACAUUAUGCCACAUUAGAUAAACCUUCAAGGCAAAUAUAUCCCCCUGAAGAUCUGAUUUUUUUAUCCAUACCUGUGCUGAUAACCUUGAGAGGCUAUUUCAGCUUCACUCUAACAUGUAGGUGAGCUCAAGGGGCUCAAACCGGAAGUGUUGCUAACACUGGCCCUAGCAAAAGCAGUGUUUCGCAGAAUCUACUACCGGAUCGGAAACGCGACCCACUGAGAAGAUCCAGUGAGAAACUCAGUGGGCUGUGUCUAUGGAUUAAUUCGCUCGUCGAGCUUGUGGUGCCUAAAAGCACUGUUAAUGGAUCGGGCAAUCUGAUAGUGAUACUUCAUUUACACCAUCUGUAAUGCACAGAGAAUCAUCACUAUCAACAAUAUCUCUUUAUUAUUAAUUAUAUCUAUAUGAGACUGCGGUGACAUGAUACAAGAUGAUAAAAACCAGGUGGCAACUAAAAUUCUGGAAUGUACCUUGGUUUAAAUUACAAAGAGCCCGCGUUCUUACAUUGGAGUUCCCAAAAGCUGUUAUUACUUAAUUGAUUUAAUAGAAAAACAUACCAAUAUUCCUUCUAACAUUAUACUCAUGUGUCUAAAGAAAAUUAGAUUAAAUAACCCAUUUAGAGAGCUUGCUGAUGGCUUUUGUGGAAAUGGUAAACUACGAUUAUAAAAUGUAUUUUAGCGACAGGUAAAGCGAAAACAAUAGUUUUUUUUUAUUACAAUUGCAGUAAUCGCGCGUAAGUUCAAACGAAACAAGAUGACCCUUACUGAGACGUGACGUAUAAUUCGCUCUGAUUGGUGUUUAAGCUAUAAUGGCUGAUUGUUGUAUUUUGUAGAUUUAUUUUAACAAAUAAAUCAUAAAUGUCGUCAUUAAUAUAAGAAUAAAUACAUUUUUCAAAAUCCUUGAAUCCUGUUUCAUUAGAUUUGUUAAAUAUUUUGGUGAUACUUUACUACUGUCAUCAUGCCUAUUAUUAACCCCCUUGCUCUAAAGGCGAGUUACGCUCACCACAUGAUUUAUCUAAUUGCAAACAACAAAAAGAACUAUAAGAACAGAUGAUCUCAAAAACAUAAACAAGAUAAUAAUAAUCAAAUAAA